Anolis sagrei ordinatus is the source of this 2731-nucleotide messenger RNA. It is a transcript of the gene DISC1, whose product is annotated as DISC1 scaffold protein. Gene Ontology annotation, biological process: neuron migration; cilium assembly. Gene Ontology annotation, cellular component: mitochondrion; intermediate filament cytoskeleton; microtubule. The record is from RefSeq and is a predicted model, not a curated record. NCBI's taxonomy places the organism in Eukaryota, Metazoa, Chordata, Lepidosauria, Squamata, Anolidae. Gene Ontology annotation, molecular function: protein binding.
GGGGCGGCCUUUGGGUCCUUCCAACGGUCUGGGGGCGGGGAAGGAGGGGAGGGGAAGCAGCCACCCGAGGAUGUGGAGCAGCGGCGACCCCUCGGCUUCGGGCGGCACAGAGCGAGACCCCGAUUGUUCAAUGCCUGUUGGCUCUUUCAAGAAAAAGAAGGUGGCAAAGAGGCUAGAGGGACACACGAGAACAGAAACACAGGCAGAACUCCAGCCUUCUUGUGACUGUGAGCCAUUGAGCCUGAAGGAACUUCAACAUCAAGACAGAAAACACUGCAGAAUUCCUAAGAACUGCUCUCAGCAGGGGCAAUGCAACACAGAGUUGAGAUUGUUCCAUUGCAAUGAAUGCGUGAAUAGGGUCCCAGUUUCCCUUAGUGUGGCAACAGGAGUGUCUAGAAAUAUAGUAGCUGACCUUGAAGUUCAACAGACUAAUAAGCAAACCAUAUCUGUUUGCCCUGCAUUUGCUAUUUGUCAAGGAGACACCUUCCCUUCAUACAGCUCAUGUGUACAGCAAACCAAUUUGCUAGAGGUGACUCAUCAUGGUGGAUUGCAAGAGCAAGAAAUAAUGCAUGCAUUAGGUCAUAAAGAAGUGGACCAUUACAAGGCUUCUGAAAACAAGGACAUCAUCUUUAACUCUUCCAGUUCUCGAGAUCAUUUUAAUUCAAGUUUUAGCUUCAUACAACUGUCAUUAUUAAACUUGUCUUCUGAAACAAAUGGCAUUGGAUACCCAUCACACUGUGGUGAAUCUAAAGAGGUUCAACAAACAUGUGGAGCAGAAAAAGCUGAACAUGUUAAUUUGCAUGUUCUUGAAAAGGGUAAAAAAACUCCAGAAAAAGAACGGAGCACUUUGUCAAAUAAUAUGUGUGGUGAAAACUACAAGGGUCUGGAAGAGACUGCAGAGAAUACAUUGCAGAAUUGUGAGAGCCCCUCGCUUUUGCAUGCAAAUGCGGGAUUUUGCUGUUCUACCGAUUCCUUGGGUGAAGCAUCUGCUGGUUCUUCUGUGACUUCAGGCUAUGAAAGUAGUAACACUGGAAGUGAUCAUUGCUGGGAUGCUCUAAUGAAGAAAUAUGAACCAGUGCUGCAAGAGUGCUUAGUGGGCAACCGUAAUAUAUUAAAGGUAAAAUCCUCAAUAAGAAAACUCCAAACGCUUCAGGAGAAAGCAGUAGCUGAGGAUGAUUAUGAGAAAGCUGAUAAAUUUAGAAGAAAAAUUGAAGAGUUGCAGAAAGAGAAAUGUUCAUUAAAAUUUCAGCUUCCUUCUCGACAUCCUUCAAUUAGCAGCUUUAUGGACAGAUUCAAAACACAAGUUCAAAUAACAUUGAAUGGAGAUGUUCCUAGGUGUAGGGAAGAAGAAAACCAGCUUUUCCUGCAAAAUCAACAGAAGGUUUUAAGUCUUCCUUACCAUGAAAAAACAUUGGCUUCAGUCACAAAACGAGAUCAGUUGCUUGAAGAAAAGGAGAGGAUACAGAAGGAAAUCGAAGUUCUUAGAGGAAGACUGGUUCUGCUAGAAGCUAAAGACCAACAAUUAAGGAGAGAAAUUCAAUUGCAAGAUCACUUCCUCCAGGCACAGGAUUGUGAGCUGUCUGCCUUGCUCAGCUGGGUGUCUCCAAGAGAACUACAAGCAAUAUGUAAAGACUUGGCUGAUAUUUCAAAGGCAUCAUGUAAAAUUCCACAUAGCUUGGAUUUUCCAGAAUCUAUAAAAAGGCUUCAAGAAAAAGAAGCAUUGCUCAAUAUGUCUGUUAAAGAUAUUGCUGCCAAAGUAUGUACCAGUCAGAAGCUCUGUAGCACUUUUAGAAGCAAAAUGAGCGAUAUCGAGACUCAACUACCAGUUCUCCUUGAAGCCAAAAUGCUUGCUGUAUCAGGAGGUAAUUUCUGUAUUGCUAAAGAACUUACAGAAGAGAUUAAAUCAUUAACAGCUGAAAGAGAACGGCUGGAGGAACUUCUCAAAGAAUGGUUGACCCUGAGUGCCAAAAAUGUCCACAAAUUAGAUAGAAUGAAAGAAGGUUACAGGAGAGUGAAGGAAGAAGUAGAGCAUCAGGAGUCCACCUUUGAGAAGGCAUUAAAGGAGAAUGCUGUCAAAUAUAUGGAAAUUCUAGAAGCAAAAUUACAAAGCUGUGGGAGCCAGCUUCUUGAAAGAGUGUGGGAAGUUGACAUAGAGGCCUGUCAGCUGUUGAUCCAAGGCUUUCAACUGAAAGAAAGUGGUGGUUGUGUUUCUGAGGGAGAAGAGAACCAAACAGAUGAAAUGGAGGAUGCUGCUGUCGCUUCUUUAAGUACCAAGCAGGAACAAUCAAAACACUUUCCAGUUAAGGACUCCAAGCAGAGUGCUCUCCAGUGCCAUGUUAUCCAAAACAAACAUAGAAGGAGACACUGGGAACUGGAAGAGGACUGCCAUAUGCUUUCCACAGAGGUUAAAGAGAAAUGUGAAAAAAUAAGUGAGAGGCUGAAACACCUGGAAGAUCAACUUCAGAGAACAAUCUGCAGCUGUGACGAAGGUCUUGUUGAGUCUCUACAGAGGGAGAUCCAGAUGGUGAAGGAAACUCUCCAGGCCAUGUUGGUGCAACUCCAGGCACCUAAGGAAGCAAAAGAAGAUGCUGGUGCAGACUUCCUCAGUGACAGCUGGUGCCUGGGAAAGCAAAGCUUGGACAAGUAAUGAAGAGGAAGGUGGAGGGGAGAAGAUUAAUUUGCAGGAGUGGAUCUCAGGAACUGCUUUAGCAGGCAACGAGAUUCCCUCCCA